CAUUUUCAUAACAAGCAGAUUUCUUCACCUGAAAACCGCCUUUUCAAAACCGCUUCCCUCUCUUCCUCCCCUCUCUUCUGUCUUUGGUUCUGUCUUUCUCCUUCUUCUUCUUCUUCUCUCUCUUUCCCUUUCUCUAUUCGCACGUUUGCUACAGUACUCGUAAUCAUAUAUCUCUGUCUCUCUCUUUCUCUUACACCAUAUAUCCUUAAAGCCCUUAGCUUUGUUUGCUCUCUUGCACUGUUGUUUUCUCUCUGAAACACGAAGAAUACAAUCCCAGUUGUGUCUAUAACUUGAUACUGUAAAAGAAGAAAGAAAAGAAUCAGUCUUUUCCAUUGUUUCUUUCGCUUUCUCUUUCUCUCUCUAUCAAGCCAUGAAUUCAUAAUUGUCAUCAUCGUCUUCAUCAUCAUCAUCAUCAUCAUCAUAAUAUCUCUCUUUCGAAUACGUUUUACAGAAAAAGAAAAGUGAGAAGGGGGGGCACAUGGCGUUUCACCACAACCACCUUUCUCAAGACCUCCCUCUACAUCACUUUACCGACCAACAACAACAGCAACAAACGAACCAACAGCAACAAACCCAACAACUACCGGAAACCACCGCACCCAAUUGGUUAAACAGCGCUCUCCUCCGUUCACAGCAGCCUCAACCACCGCAACCGCACACUCACUUCUCCGACCCUAACUUCCUUAACCUUCAUACUACCACGACUGCUUCUGACUCCACCGCGGCUUCUCAGGGUCCCAACCAGUGGCUUUCCCGUUCGUCUUCCUCGAUUCUUCACCGCAACCACAGUGACGUCAUCGACGACGUGGCAGCCGCAGCGGCAGCAGCAGCAGGAGGAGGCGGGGACUCCAUGAUCGCCGUGGAAUCGGGAGAUUUGAAGAACAGUAACAGCGAGACUAUGAAUAAUAACAACAAGAGCGAAGGUGUUGUAGUAGAAAGUGGGGGAGGUGGAAGUGGUGCUGGAGAUGGAGUUGUGAAUUGGCAGAAUGCGAGACACAAGGCGGAGAUACUAGCUCACCCUUUGUACGAGCAACUGUUAUCUGCACACGUGGCGUGUCUAAGGAUCGCUACGCCAGUCGACCAGCUUCCGAGGAUCGAUGCUCAGCUAGCUCAGUCACAGCAUGUGGUGGCGAAGUACUCGGCUCUCGGUGGAGGGGCCCAGGGCCUGGUUGGUGAUGACAAAGAGCUUGAUCAGUUCAUGACGCAUUAUGUUCUGUUGCUAUGUUCAUUUAAAGAACAAUUGCAACAGCAUGUUCGGGUCCAUGCAAUGGAAGCAGUAAUGGCUUGUUGGGAAAUUGAGCAAUCCUUACAGAGCUUAACAGGAGUUUCUCCAGGCGAAGGUACAGGUGCAACAAUGUCUGAUGAUGAUGAAGACCAAGUGGACAGUGAUGCCAACUUGUUUGAUGGAAGUUUGGAAGGUCCAGAUUCCAUGGGAUUUGGGCCUUUGAUCCCAACAGAGAGUGAAAGGUCUUUGAUGGAGCGUGUGAGGCAAGAACUGAAGCAUGAACUCAAACAGGGUUACAAGGAGAAGAUUGUGGACAUAAGGGAGGAAAUUUUGCGCAAGAGAAGGGCAGGUAAACUUCCUGGUGACACAACAUCAGUUUUAAAAGCUUGGUGGCAGUCACAUUCCAAGUGGCCAUACCCUACUGAGGAAGAUAAGGCGAGAUUGGUUCAGGAAACAGGUUUACAAUUAAAACAGAUUAACAAUUGGUUCAUCAAUCAGAGGAAGAGGAACUGGCAUAGCAACCCAUCAACUUCUACCGUCUUGAAGAGCAAACGCAAAAGAAGUAAUGCAGGUGAAAACAGCGGUGAUCAAUUCAUGUAAAAUGGAGGAAGACAGUCCAGAAACAAUCACACAGAUGAUGUCUCUUCACAUAUCCACUUCAAUGAUAAAAAUCCAACAUACUACAUAGAAAAAUUUCAACAUUAUAGGCUUUUCAUGGAACUGCUGCGGGGGUUUCAAGUGAAAGGAAUAGAUUUUGCUUCAACAUGAGAAAAGGGCUAACACAGAGGAUGAGGUUAGAAUUGAUGGAAACCUGGGUUGUGCCGUUUUGCAGGUAUGCGUAGAGGCAUGCAGUUUGGUGCUGUGCACGCCAUGAAAUAUUGUUAGAGAAAGUUUAGGAAUUAUAUUACUGUAACUUUAUUGGAUAAUUCCAUUUGCAUUGGCGAAUUAUGAUUUUGGUUCUUCGUUCUUUUUGUCUCUUUUCCAUAUCUGUGAAUAAGCUUAGUGAGGGGUUUUGUGAGAGUGUACAGUGUAAUAAUAAUCUUUGCAUAAUUCCUUGCAGUCAUACUAUUCAUUAUA
This is a messenger RNA of Theobroma umbraticum, 2302 nucleotides long. RefSeq names its product homeobox protein knotted-1-like 3. The record is from RefSeq and is a predicted model, not a curated record. Gene Ontology annotation, biological process: regulation of DNA-templated transcription. Gene Ontology annotation, cellular component: nucleus. Lineage: Eukaryota; Viridiplantae; Streptophyta; Magnoliopsida; Malvales; Malvaceae. Gene Ontology annotation, molecular function: DNA binding.